Rotaria sordida is the source of this 1644-nucleotide messenger RNA. NCBI's taxonomy places the organism in Eukaryota, Metazoa, Rotifera, Eurotatoria, Philodinida, Philodinidae. The record is from the annotation of a GenBank genome assembly.
AUGGGCGAGUACUCGAAAGCACUUUCAUCGUUAGAAACAUCACUUCAAAUUCUCAAAAUAGCUCUUCCUCCCAAACAUCCCGGCUUGGCUAAUUCGUACAACAACAUUGCUUUGGUGUAUUCUCACAUCGGUGAAUAUUCGAAAGCACUUUCAUCGUUAGAAAGAUCACUUGAAAUCCGAAAAAUAGCUCUCCUUCCGAAUCAUCCUGACUUGGCUGCUUCCUACAACAACAUCGCUUCAUUGUAUUAUAAUAUGGGCGAGUACUCGAAAGCACUUUCAUCAUUAGAAAGAUCACUUGAAAUCUUCAAAAUAGCUCUCCCUCCGAAUCAUCCUGACUUGGCUGCUUCCUACAACAACAUCGCUUCAGUGUAUGAUAACAUGGGCGAGUACUCGAAAGCACUUUCGUCGUACGAAAGAUCAUUUGAAAUCUUCAAAAUAGCUCUCCCUCCAAAUCAUCCCCACUUGGUUAAUUCGUACAACAACAUUGGUAUGGUGUAUUCUCACAUGGGCGAGUACUCGAUAGCACUUUCAUUGUUAGAAAGAUCACUUGAAAUCCAAACCAUAGCUCUCCCUUCAAAUCAUCCUGGCUUGGCUACUUCCUACAACAACAUCGGUAUGGUGUAUUCUCACAUGGGCGAGUACUCGAAAGCACUUUCCUCGUUAGAAAGAUCACUUGAAAUCCGAAAAAUAGCUCUCCCUCCGAAUCAUCCCGACUUGGCUCAAUCCUACAACAACAUCGGAGGGGCGUAUUAUAACAUGGGCGAGUACUCGAAAGCACGUUCAUUGUUAGAAAGAUCACUUGAAAUUCAAAAAAUAGCUCUCCCUCCGAAUCAUCUCGAUUUCGCUAAUUUCUACAACAACAUCGGUAUGGUGUAUUAUAACAUGGGCGAGUACUCGAAAGCACUUUCAUCGUACGAAAGAUCACUUGAAAUUCGAAAAAUAGCUCUCCCUUUGGAUCAUCCCGACUUGGCUAGUUCCUAUAACAGAAUAGCUAUGGUGUAUGAUAAUAUGGGCGAGUAUCCGAAAGCGCUUUCAUCGUACGAAAAAUCACUUGAAAUCCAAAAAAUAGCUCUUCCUCCGAAUCAUCCCGAUUUGGCUAAUUACUACAAAAACAUCGCUUCAGUGUAUUAUCACAUGGGCGAGUACUCGAAAGCACUUUCCUCGUUAGAAAGAUCACUUGAAAUCCGAAAAAUAGCUCUCCCUCCGAAUCAUCCCGACUUGGCUCAAUCCUACAACAACAUUGGAGGGGUGUAUUAUAGCAUGGGCGAGUACUCGAAAGCACUUUCAUCGUUAGAAAGAUCACUUGAAAUCCAAAAAAUAUCUCUCCCUCCGAAUCAUCCCGACUUGGCUAGUUCCUAUAACAGGAUAGCUAGGGUGUAUGAUAAUAUGGGCGAGUACUCGAAAGCACUUGCAUCGUUAGAAAGAUCACUUGAAAUUCGAAAAAUAGCUCUCCCUCCGAAUCAUCCUGACUUGGCUAAUUCCUACGACAAUAUCGGUACGGUGUAUUCUCACAUGGGCGAGUACUCGAAAGCACUUUCAUCAUACGAAAAAUCACUUGAGAUUUUGACAAAGUCGGUGCCUUCUACUCAUCCUCAUUUAGUACUUGUGAAAAGAAGCAUUGAAAAUUUAAAGAACAGAUUUUAG